Papilio machaon (common yellow swallowtail) is the source of this 4772-nucleotide messenger RNA. RefSeq lists its product as uncharacterized. The transcript is spliced from 9 exons. The coding region runs from base 267 to 4466 and encodes 1399 amino acids. The record is from RefSeq and is a predicted model, not a curated record. Lineage: Eukaryota; Metazoa; Arthropoda; Insecta; Lepidoptera; Papilionidae.
UAGAGUUUAUUGUAGUUUUGCUUCGGUAGUGUCUAUGUAUUGCGUACGAUUCGCGAACGAAAUCUAGUCGCGAACGUAUGUUGUAGGCGUAGUUGCUUUUUAUUUUUUUACUUGUGCUCUCGUUCCACUUUUCGAAUCGAUUCUUCAUAUUUAUUUCUAGAAAAUCUGUGCUUUAUUUUUCGUGCUUUUUACAUAGAAGUGAAGAGAAAUAAUUGCGAAAGUGCGGUGGUUUUCGUGAAUUAUGAUGUCAUUAAAUCCUUGAAAAUAUGAGUGUUAGUGUCGACGACGUAUCCAGCCCUUUAUCGGAAGGGCAGAGCACCGUUUGCGACGAGCAAAUAUCAUCAUCGGACAACCAAGGCGAGAAGAACGAUGGCGUUGAGGCAGGUCAGGAAAAAUCGGAACCCACGAGUCCCAAACCACAUCCGAUGGCCUUUACAGUUGAUUUUGGGGAGAGUAAAAAAUUUGACAAUCGAAGGCUGGAAGAGUUAGCCAAGAAGUCUCAGGCACGACAUCAGAGAGUGCAGUCAAUGUCGGCAGGCUCAACCAGACAAAGCCCGACAGUUCAGCGACCUCCUAUGAGUGUAAAACUACCAAGGAAAGCUCAGGGCUAUAAUUCCGAAGGCUAUUUCUCCUCAGACCAAGAAGACAGUGGCGUUUCCAACUCUAUUAAACUCAAAAGUAGUCCUCUCGCACAAAAUGUCGAUAAAACUUUUGUAACCAGUCCUAUAACAAAUAGGCAUGUGAAAUCACCGAUAACUGACUCAUCACAACCAAAGAAACAAUCAAAAAGUCCGAUAGUCGAUAGCAUAAUGUCUAGGAGUGAGAAUUUCAGUUCUCGUCAAACUUUGAUCCUGCCGUUGUCUGCUAGUAACUCAAACACAACAGUCAUCCAUAAAACACCAAGUUACGGUAACCUUAGCUACCAGAAGCAUAUCAUGACCAACAUUAUAGACCAAAGUCCUGAAGGUGUAAUGUUAACUGAUAUCUCUAGUCCUGAAUUAGAUAUCCUAACACCAGACAAUGGUUUAUCCACUCCAGAACCUUCUAAGAGUCCAUCAAUCCAUAAAGUGAGAGCUAUGUCCGAAACUCCAGAUUUACUAUUCAAUAAGUGUCCUCCGAAACCCCAUCCGUUGUUCAUUGAUGAUGAUAUUGACAGACAAUCUAAUAACUCAUCAACUGGUACAUAUACCAUCGAAGGAGACAACUACACAGAAGAGCAAAAAGCUAGAAUGAGUAUAGACAGAUCUUUUGGUGCUGACCUACUCAAAGAAGCCAUAGACAACUCAAUAAACAAACGUAACAUAGAAAGAGAUCCAGAGAUUAUCUUUGAUUUUCCAAACCCUCAAAGGGUAAUAACAAAAGAACCAAGAAGAGAAGUUGGCCUACGUUCUCCUGUCACUCACACCGCCUUCGAAAUACCUAACAAAGUGUCCAAAGACAAAAACGUACUAGAAAUAUCAUGUUGUUAUGAAUCUCCAAACGAAAAUGACUUAGCUAUUCAAACAUCAAAACAAAUUAAAUCAACAAGGAGUUAUUUAGAGAAAAUAAAAAAUAGAGUUAGAACGAUCACGGAAAAGACUUUUCCAAAACCGAAAGUAAUGGAAGAUCAGGAUAUUGGUAGCUUCACUUCAGUCACAACUUCAGGUGUGCUAAGUAUGAAAAACUCAGUUAAAAUCGAUACACCUGUACGGAGACGUUGCAGCUUAACAAAAUCUGAAAUAGACAAGACUGAUUACAUCCAUAGAUUGUCUAGAGAGUCAUCCGUCCCUGUAUCACUGCCUAGCAGUAAAGUGUUACCAUUUGAAGAUGGUGCAUUUGAGAGUAGCGCACUCAAAAAUGCACAGAAAGCGUUGAGAGAUGAUAGUGGUAUAUCAUCUGAUAUAACACCGGAUCAGAUGGUUGGAAAGUUAUCGUAUAUGAGUCUAAAUAGAUGUAAAGGUGAUAAAACUUGGAUACAAGAUUGGGCGGAGAGUGUUAAGAAUUACAAUAACAAUGCAUUAGCUAAAGAUGCAGACUUGAUCAUUUCAUAUCCUGACGGAGUACCUCUUAGUCCACGUUGCUUGCCUGGCAAACCUCGCAGCUCUCACGGCAGUACACCCACCAAGAUUCCCAGUCCUGUUGGCACUCUACUGCACAGGAGAACACCCGAUCUAAUACCACCUCAAGACACCGAAUCGUAUUUGUUGAAAACACAAAAUGCAAUCACUAACCUCCAAGCGAAGCUUCAAUCUUCUAGAACGAACAACUUCUCGAACAUUCCGUCCCAGUUAACUUCCAGUCUUAUCAGCGAAAAGACAGCCGUCUCACGAGUCCCUCUCUCUCAACUCAGUAGAUCAAACUCCUUGAACUAUCGCCUCAGAAGAAAAGAUAAUUCUAAUGAUAGCAGUCCGUUAAGAAGUCCAGGACAUUACGUUAUCACAGGUUCAAACAAAACCAAUACUAAAGUCUUAUUAAACACAGCGUCUCGCUCUCUUGACACGGAUAGAAGACAUGAUUCAAACAUGAACAGUCCAUCAUCAGACCGAGGUCUGUGCAGUAACAGUUCCGAUGAUAAAACAAUAUCAAAUAAACCACAAUACAAAACAUCACCAAGAUAUAGACAAAAGGUCGAAGUUAAACCGAAUACGAACGAAGCGGUGUGCCUAAAAGCAGUAUUAAAGAACAACGCGAUAGACUCAAAACUCUACCCGAGAAUUGAUCAAACUCGUUACCAAGGCGACGUGAAGAAAUCCCAUCAACGAAUCUACAGUGAUAGUAAACAAUAUAAGCCCGUUCAAAACGCAUUCGGUGUUUCCAUCCGACGUUCAAGUUCCUUCAAUACGGUCAAUAGAAAUAAUAACUACAUAGACGCUGGGAAAAUAAAAUCUAGACGAUCUAGUGGUCAUUCUGAAGAUUAUAAAGACUAUGGUAUUUCCGACGAAUCAGAUACUGGUUCUUUUGAUAAAUCACAAGAUAUUAGAUUCAAAAGAACGCAUAGAGGUAGAAUAGAAUCACCAGAUCUUAAAUCAAUCGCACCCGCGAACUCACCAAGAUGUCCUAAUACUCCUGAAAUGCAGCGUAAAUUUGGACCUGGACUGGUCAGGAAUGCAGGAAGACAAGCCAAAGAUCGUUCUAGAAUGUCGGAACCUCCUGUAUCUAAGGAAGAAAGGACUAAACCAGUUAAUCAUCAGAGUAGAAGGAUAUCGGAUCCAACAAGACAAGCAGUGCUCAGCAGAUUGACUAAAUCUAGGUCGUCUACUAGGGAACUGCAGCCAAAGGUUCAGGAGAAAGUUCAAAAGAAAGCAAGUCAAUAUAGAUCAUCGUCCGCUUUAGCCACCAAAGAAGUUGAAUUCUCAAACUGGAAGAAGAGAUCAUCUUACGACCCGAUGAAGGCAGCGCAGGAAGGGAAAAAGAGACAGCAAAAGGCGAGACAACAGGAGUGCAAUAAGGACGACCUUAGUUCUCCUAGUCACUCUUCACCGGUCCAUCGGUCACAGUCUUUCCAUACAACCAAUAUAGCUGACUUGGAGACUUUGGACUACUCAUCAGAAGACGAUCAGAUGGCUACAUUGCCAAUAGACCCGAUGAUAACUUCUACUCACUCUGAUAUACUGGAUCUGAGGACAAAAGACUUUACGAGGGAAAAUCUGAGGAGAAAAGCCAUGACGAAUGACGUAGUAUUGUCUAGGAAUUACGUCACGAGCUUCCAGGUUAACCAACCAUCAGAAAAGAAGCGUAAAGACGCUGACAAAAGAAAGACUUACAUAGUUGAAGAUAUCACUCCAACAAAAGAGAACAUAGACUUUAUACCGAAGAGAGAGAACGGAUCAGCUGUUGAUAAGAGAAAGACGUUUAUAUUAGACAGUGAUACAAACUCUACCACUAAUGGUAGUAGUCCUAGAAACUCUUCUAUCUUCAGUCAUGAGAAGAAUUCUCUUACUACGGGUACAAGUGAUACAGAAGGAGAGAGCGGAACGGAAAGUGCUCCCGUUGUUAUGAGACAUCAGGGUGGUAAAAAAGGGACAGCGCAAGCGAAACAAAGGUACAGCGGUGACUUUUCAAUGUCAUCGUCGACGACCUCAAUCAGCCAGCAACAGAAACGACCCAAAGACAUUCAGCCGAGAUAUCUAGAUAUUUCUAAAUAUAAGAACGACAAUUCGCCCAAAAACUUCCUGAGACGUGAUCCCAGCAAGACUUAUGUUAGUGUUUUGCCGCAACAUGACAGACCCAGCAAAGGAAGCGCGCAACAAUAUGAGAUGGAACAAAAGAAACAAGAAUUAGAGAAGUGGAAACGUAGGGCGUCAUACGACCCGAGAAAGGCAGCGGCGCAGGGAAAGACUAGCAAAGCUCCUCCGAAGACUGCAAGUAGCGUUUUGCGAUCUCAGUCGUUCCACGGGCAGGUGCUAGUGUCCCCAAGUGUCCGCUACCAGCCGCCUCCCACAGACAUUGUGGAGAAUUACGACGCUUCGAGCGACAACGACUUCUAAAACGCUUACAUUAAAGUCGAUAUUACGAUGGCAUUGUGAUAGGAAUGUGUGAGACUUAUAAGUGCUAUGUUUGGUGCGAAAGUGUAAAAUUAAUUAUCAUACAAUCCAAAGAAGUAAUAAAAACGGUUUUGAAAAGUAAUUUUUAUUACGUCUGUGGUAGUUUCGUACAAUCAAUAUGUUGUCUAUGUUACCCGCGUAUUUUUGACAGAUGUCAUUUACGCAACAUUUUCAAUGUCGCUAAUUUGUUUUCUAAUUUCAAAUUUCAUAAACUUUCGCACAAUUAACGUUCACAUACAUCGUAUUAUU